AUGAUCGCGGUCACGUGGCAUCAUGAUAGUGAAUUUGGCGUGGUUGCCGUGAGGCAAUGGCGGUGCCGAACAGAGAUUGCCAGGGGCGUGUCCGUGGUAGUGUGGAGUGGAACCCAGCUCGUGGGGUUUGUAAAGAUUGAAACCGUGGAGCGCGCUGCUGCAGUUGUGGUUUUCUGCCAAGUGUCCUCCAUCUGUUGGCCAUCUUGCCGUGCCAUCAGUAACAUGCCGUGUCCAUGCGACGGCGCCCAGUGCGUCGACACAAAUGGGUCCCAAAAUGGUGCUAAGCCUUGCAUGAGUCGGCUCGGUCUUAACCAGUGA
Messenger RNA from Ostreobium quekettii, 318 nucleotides. The record is from the annotation of a GenBank genome assembly. Lineage: Eukaryota; Viridiplantae; Chlorophyta; Ulvophyceae; Bryopsidales; Ostreobiaceae.